GAGCUUGUUUGGGGGCAGGUGGGGCAAGGAGGGUGGGUUUGGGACAGGCCAGCUGGGGGUGAGGAUACCCGGCUGAGUGGAGCUGCCUUGCUGGUAGGGAGCAGCCUAGCUACAGGCAAUAAUCCCAGGAGGUGGUAGGUGUCUGCUUGAGCUAACUCUUGUGCAACUGGCCUGACCAAAUGGGUGCGUUUCAGACUGUCUGCCCUUGGCAGAACUGUAUCCGGUUUAUGGCCAGAAGAGGGGGGAAAAAAAAAAAAAAAAAAAUCUCAUGGACCAAGCACAUGGCCUCCCGAGCUGUAGUCUUGGCUUUCAGUGGUGGGUUUUGAACUUGAUUACAGCUGGAGGAAUUCUAAACAGUCCACCUCUCCUUGUCAUGGUGUUUAAGUGUAUUGUGCUCCUGUCUGAACAGAGGAAAUCACUGAGGCUACGGAGAGCUAAAUGGUAACGCAGGAGAAAGAGAAGUGUCAUUAAAGGGCCUGUGCUCUGAUGAAACCACCACCCCAGGAUCCAGGGUACCCAAUGGCAGCCAGCAGCUCGUAGACACCAACGUGACCCCAAAGCAGACUGUGAAGGCCAGUGCUUUGGGGAAGGCUGGAAUCAAAACCAAGAACUUCAUUCAGAAAAAUAGCAUGGACAAAAAGAAUGAGAAGUCCUAUGAAAAUAAACUUAGAGAAAGCCAGUCCUCAGACAAGCCGGAAGGAGUGUCUAUUCCAAAUGGUGUGGUAACCAAUAAUUCUAGCUACAUCACAAAUGGCUACGUAGGCAAAGGGGCCGAUAACGAUGGUAGUGGCUCUGAGAGUGGAUAUACUACGCCUAAAAAACGGAAAGGCAGGCGCAACAGUGCCAAGGGUUGUGAGAACUUGAAUCUAGUACAGGACAAAAUAAUGCAACAGGAGGUCAGUGCACCAACCUUAAAGCAGGAACUUGAGAGUUUCAAGCCUGAUUAUAGUGAACAAAAGGGGAACCGAAUUGAAAAUACUAAGCCUGUUUGGAAAUACGAGGCUGGGGCUGGUGGAGCAGGCCGGGGAAAGCCUGGGCUUGGGGAUGUACAGCGAAAAAACUCUGAUGCCAAACCUGGGAUUAGCAGCAAGAAAUUUGAUGACCGGCCCAAAGGGAAACAUGCCUCGUCGGCUACAUCUAAAGAGGACUCAUGGACCUUAUUUAAACCACCCCCAGUUUUUCCAGUGGACAAUAGCAGUGCUAAAAUUGUUCCCAAAAUAAGUUAUGCAAGUAAAGUUAAAGAAAACCUCAACAAAGCAGCUCAAACCCCAUCCACGUCGUCUUCGUCAUCUUCGUCAUCUGCUGGGGAAACUCAGGCCCAAACAUCAAGUCGACUGUCCCAAGUCCCCAUGUCUGCUAUGAAAUCUGUUACUUCUGCUAGCUUCUCGAAUGGGCCAAUUCUAGCAGGGACUGAUGGAAGUGCGUAUUCUCCAGGGACCCAGCCACUGCUCUCAACUGCUGCUAGUACUGUACCAUCGACCUCCUCUGAGUCAGUACCCCAGGACAUGAGUACAACUUCAACAGCUCUCGAACAAAAGAAAUCUAGCCUUUUUAUCUACCCUUCAAAUAUGCAAACUGUGCUUCUGGGUACAGCGCAAGUCGAUUUCCCGUCGCAGACGAAUCAGCAGAACCUGGGAGAUAUCUUCCAGAAUCAGUGGGGCUUGUCUUUCAUAAACGAGCCCAGCGCUGGACCCGAAACUGUUGUGGGGAAAUCUGCGGAUAAUCAGUUAAUGGAAGUGACAUUUCAAGGGGAAUAUCCUGCCACUUUGGUUUCACAGUGUGCUGAAAUCAUUCCCUCAGGAACUGAACAACCUGUGUUUCCUAAGGCUUAUGAGCUGGAUAAACGGACUAGCCCUCAAAUUCUUAGUGCUAUUCUUAAGCCUGGGACUGCUGUUGAGGGUGGUGUCUUAGCUUUGGAGUCGCAUCACACAGGUGACCUACAAAAGGCAGACACCGGUAGCCAAGGUGCUUUAGUGUUUCUUUCAAAAGACUAUGAAAUAGAGAAUCCUCUGGCCUCUCCUACGAACAAUUUGCUAGCCUCCGCCAAAGAACAGAGGUACCAGAGAGGCCUAGAAAGGAAAGAUAGCUGGGGUUCUUUUGACCUGAGGGCUGCUAUUAUGUAUCACACUAAAGAAAUGGAAUCGGUUUGGAAUUUGCAGAAGCAAGAUCCCAAAAGGAUAAUCACUUAUGAUGAAGCCAUGGAUCGCCCGGAUCAAUGAAGGUAGCAAGACGAGACUGCCUGUUAUAACCUUUCUGCAGCAUUUGUGCUGUUCAUGGGGGACAAAAGGCUUUUAUGCUCCUUCUAAAUCUUCAGUGCAGCAGAGGAACCAUAACUAGAAUCACAGGAUAAUAUAUACAAAUAUAUAUAUAGUUAUUUAAAAAUGGCAACUGAAAGUAAUUAGACUUCUUAAGGAAUCUGAAAAUUUAUUUCAACGAGACUACACACGUGAUUAUUUAAUCUCCGGUACUGAAUAGAUUUUUUUCGUUUUUUUGUUUUGUUUUUGUUUAAAGAGUGAAUGCAAGUGAUUAACGAAUACAGACUCAAUUUACAAGCCCGGUUCUAAAGUUCCUGCUGUCGUCUACAUGGGCAACAGCAACCCACUGGAGAGGCAUUUCCACUUGACAAGGUUUCUGUUUCUUGUUCUGUGACUGUAGUGACACACUAAUCACAGGGAAAUCAGGAUGAUUCACCAUCCUUCCAUCUCCCCUUUCCCUUCCACCUUCCCUAUUUGUUUUGGGGUUUUUUUUUUCUGUUCUGUUUUCCACUGAAUGCUGGAGAAACGCCUUGAAGUUUGCAGAGUUUCUUUUUUUUUUCCAGAGAAUUAUAAUCCGCAUGUUUUGCCAGGAGUAAAGCAGCAAUCCUGUGCUGGGGAUGUUGUCUUAAAGCAUCAUUCUUCUGGGGGAAAGAUGGUAAUACUGCAGUUCUAGGAUGCAUGGUGAAGUCACACAGUUGACCUGGCUCCGGUUACAUGUUGGACUAUUGCAACUGAAGAGUUAUUUCAUUUUAAAAGACAACAUGCAAAAAUAAGCAAUCUGUUUAGGCAUUUAAUAUGAAAAAAAAAAAAAAACCAACAAAAACCCCACUGUUCCCACAGUUUAAUGCCAUUGUAUUACUGGGAGCAAAAAAAAAAAAAAAAAAGGUAUCUUCUGCUUUCAACUGUAGGUGCUUCAUAUUUGCUCUGUCUGUCUCCUAACACUAAAUGUGCUGGAUUUUUUUCCCAUUUUCAUUGGAAAACUGAAGAGGAAUUCAGUUCUGCUAACUUUCACCCUUCUUGAAUUAUUUUUUUUCUCUUAAAAAAAAUUUUUUUUCAAAAGAAAAAAAAAAGGAAAAAAGAAAAGGAAAAAAAAAAAAAAAGAAAAAUGGGAAUUUGAAUCCUUUUCAAUUUGUCCAUAGAAUGCCAAUGGCUGGGCUUCCCGCACCUGCCCAUUGGAAAUGCUCUUUUAUAUUUUAAUGCAGUCUGUGUAUUUCCGGGCUCUGCUUCUAAUUAUCUCUUAAUAAAAAUAUAUUUUAUUACAAAAAUGGAGGGCUUAGGAAUGAAAAUAAAAAUUUAAAAAUGAAAAAAAAAAAAAAAUCCCAAGGAAAGGAAAGCUUCCUAGCAGUGGUAGAGAAGGCUGAGCAGACUGCAGGCUCCAGCUGUGUAACCCGCUCUGUCCCAUUGCAGCUUGUUUAGCACGUCCAAAUCAUCUUGGGGUUGGGUAGUUUUUCUGGGUUUUUUAAAAGGUGGAAAGUUCACAGGAUCCAGUGCAAGAGCGAGCAAUGAGUGAAGCAAAAAUGGGUUUUCUGACCUACCCAAGUUCCAUACGUACCCAAUGCUCAUCGUGGGUGUUUGUGGCCAAAUGUUGGCUCAUGUAUGUCUGGGUAUCGAGGUCAGCAGCAGCUGGUGUUUCCUAAAAUUUGACUGGAUCCUAUGGGGCAUUACAGGAAGCAGAUAAGCCCAAAACUUUCGCCUACCCCUUGUGCUUAGAUUUAUCCACUUUUUUUCUUUUUUUUUUUUUUUUUUUGUUAACUAGGAGUAUGUAGCAUGCGUUUUUUAAUUGUUUUUAUUCUUUUAAUAAGAUUGUUCCUGAAUGAGACGCUUAGGUUCAUGGUGGGACAAUGAAACUUAAUUCUGUACCUUUUGUAAGAUUACUAGCUUUCUGCCACGCUUAGUUUUAAAAGUUUGACUAUGGAUUGCCUACUCCAUUUUAUGUAUAAAAUACUAUAUAGUAUAAUACUGUAGUGUAAUACUAUAUAGUAAUCAUGUAUUGUAUCAGUCCAGGUUCAGAAAUGUGUGGUUGGCCAGUCGCAAAUAGUUCUGUUUCACCUAUAAACUGUACCAGCUUUACAGGUGUGUGUAACUUUCAGAUGUAUAACAUGUUUACAGAUGUGUCCGACAUCUAGUCCUCUGACGUUCCUAUUUUUAAUUCUGUUGAGUCUCCCAACUGCUUGCCAAAAGUCGGAAUCGCCUCCAGCUCUGCUGCGGAAGAGCUGGGGUGUUCCUGAGCUUUAAAGUGUUGAACAAACUGGAUGGUGGGACUGGGAAAAUUAAGGUGGAAGAAAUGUUUUGGUUUGUUUUUUUUUUUUUAAUUAUUUUCAAAAAGUUGAAGGCUAAUAGCAAAGUUUCCAGUUUGUUUUACUGGCUUUAAGGCUCUGCUGUGUAUUUAUUUGCCUUGUGUAGUCACUUGUCGCCUUAAGGGCUGGGUUCCAUUAAAAAAAAAAAAAAAAAAAAGAAAAAAAGAAAAAAAAAAGAUAAAAACAAACCCUGUUUUGCUUACCUGGGGUCUGCGCUGUCCUGGUACCCCCGCCCCCAGAUCCGCUUUCGGGGCUGGCACGAUGCAGAAGCGGAACAGCAAUAACCCAUGCUGAAUCUGACCCUGCGCGUUUAGAGAGAUCCGAGUCUUGCUGAAUAUUUGAGGACGCUCAUCUUGGCCUAGUCCAGUCUAUCUUCUAAAUAGCGAAAGAAGUGCUGAAAGAAACAUGGUUCAAGUGAUGGGUUGGGUUGGUUUUUUCCCCGAUGUUCGUCCCUGCUGCUUUGCCUCGCUGCGCAUGGUCCCUUGCCGGCAGGACCCAUCCAGAAACACCCUCUGCAGCUUCUCUGCUGUAUUUCUGACCAUCCUGUCUUCAAAUGUCUGUCUGUCUGUCUCCAUGAGCUCCACGGCGUGUGCUCAGCGCUGAGCAGUUAGGAAAUUCUCUCUCUGAGCUCCUGUAGCUCUGGCUCACUGGUGCAGGCGGUAUUUCUGGGAUAGACUAUUGCCUAGAGCCAGGCAGGACUGUGGAAGAAACUUCCUCGUGCUGUCGUGUAACUUGCCCUGUCGCUGUCUGCAGUCCUCCCGAAGUCCUCACACAAUUCUUUACUGAGCACUUAUUAAAAAUUAAGAUUUAAUCUGUUUUCUGAUUAUUUUUUGUGUAAACUUAUAAAAAAAAAAAAGAAAAAAAAAAAACAAAACCCUGAAAUUGAGCUGUGACUAAUUUAGCACAUUUAAAUAAUGCUAAGGUGUUACUGAUAAGUCUCAUGUUUUGUUUUGUUUUCGUUUGACUCAGAGUAUUAGUACUGUAGCAUAAACCAAAUACAGCCCGGGAAGGGGUGCAGCCGCCUUCUCUCCCGGGUCUGCACCCAAGGGUGUCUGUGCGUGCGGGGGGGUUGGGGUGGGGGGCAUCUUACUUGUGUAAGGAGAGCGAGCGUGUAUUUAUUUGUGCCAUUGUUUUCAUUACACUGAGUAAAGUAAGUUUUAAAACAAAACCCCUUAAAUAUGUGUAGUAUCAGAAAGUGGCACUAAGGGUGAGAUCAUGACCUAUUUUUUUAUUAGCUCUGAAGAUACUUAUUCAGGUUAAGGCUUCUUUCCCAUUUCUGUUCCCGUCGUGGGUCCGACGAGUCCCUUUCCUCCGGUUCCCUUGCCGAGGCUGUCUGUUGGGUGGAGCAAGGAUUUCUGCAGGGGCAGGGGCUGUCUCCUUUCUCCUCUGGUCUUUCCCCACCGCUCCUCCUCUGCCGGCAGGUCCUGUCGGGUGUCUUUUGUCCAGGACCUUGCGUAAUGGAGGCUGGAGCGCGUACCGCCGGCCAGAUCCAGCAUGGGAUCUGCUUUCUCUUUGGUGGAUCAGGGAGUGUUUCGUCCGUUCCAAGAGAUGAUUUAAAAGCUGCUCCAUGCUCCCGUCUCUGGUGAGGGUGGUUUGGGGACCUUCAGCCUUUCCGUUCCCUCCCGCUCCACCUGUCUGGUGGAUUGGCAACGCGAUGGCUUUCAAGGUUUGGUUGGAGUUUGGUUUUGGUUUAAACCCACCUUGGUCAUCCGUGAAACCUGUUUUCGUUGUUGUUAGAAAUCUCUCGUCUCUUUGACAGCGUGGGUAGCUCCAGGGCGUGGAUUCUGUCGCUAACCCACUUCAAACCGUUGCCCUUUCUGAACUGUAAAUCCCGCUGUUUGCCUUUCAUAGCUGCUGUGAACUUCUUUGAAAUGUGGGAAAAAAACCCAAAUCUCAUUAGAUUGCGAGUAUGCCAGCUAUUUGGCGGCUGGGAGCGGGUGACGGGUUGAACCAGCUAGCUAAAUCGAAAGGAAAAUCGCUUCCUGCUAGGGGGAAAAAAAAAAAAAAGAGAUGGAAGUUGUCCUCUCAGUUGCAUGUGUAAUUAGUGCUUUUCACCUUCAAGACAGUGUUACCGUAGCAUGAUAGCAUCCUUUCCAGAAGUGGCCGGUGGGUGACCUCAGGGACAUCUGGGAGUGAUGGCAUUCACAGACGUGUUUCAGAACUGCUGGUAGUUUUCCUGUGCGUUCAGUUUUUGCUCUUGAUUCGGCGUUUUCAGUAAACUGCUAUGGUGUCCGAAGCUUUCAGGAGUCUCGUCCCUAGAAGAUUUUUCUGUACGUACGUCCGUAGUGAUUUGUUUUCCUUACAGAGGCUGUUUACAAGGGAGAUGGUCGAGGUCAGGAGGGGAGAGAACAAGGCUACACCUAAUUUAAAGCUGCUACACAUUUUCACACCGGUGCGUAAGGCAGGAGGAGGGCUGGGGCUGGAGGAGCGCUAGCAUGGUGGAGUAGCCGAAGAAGCCAGAGUAAUGCUAGCUUUGGCCACCGCAAGAGCAUUUUUUCCAUGCGAAAAGGCCCUAGCGCAAGCAGUUGAGAAGCAGGAACCUGGGCUGGUGCGAAGGAGCAGAAGAUCUCGGUCUGCGCUGCCGGACGCGCUGCCUUCCAGAGAUUACAGAGCUUUAGACAUUUGCACAAUACGUGUUACACCACAGGGUAAGGCUGGCUUUCUUGUAUCCUGCUCGAGAUCCUCAGAAGUGGCAUCGCUCAGCAGCGCGACACCGAAGCAGUGGAUGUCUGGGGAGGUACAAGAGAGCUCCGCAGUGGCCUUGUGUUUGGGGCAUGAGACCCUCGGAGGCAUGCUGCUGGGGGUGUCGGGCUGUUCUCUGUCCUGGGACAGGAGCAAAAAUCAUACCUGUGCUUUCACUAGGGGAUGCUGAGCUGUAUUUAUCUUGACUGUUAAUCGGAAAGCUUCAUAUAAUGUGUCCAGAGCUCUAAAGCCAUUUUGUAAGAUAGCAGUAUCCCUUUUCUACAGCCUUAUUGAUGAGUAGAGUAUCUUUAAAAAGAAGAAGAAAAAAAAUAGUUCAUUUCUUUCUGUGGUAUGAAACUUGUGUACUGCAAACAUAUGAACGUUUAGCAAAAACACAACUUACAGUUUUCUUAAAAAAACAAAAAAAAACCAACAAAAAAAAAAACCCUGUCUGCUUUCCAUACAGUCUUUCCUCAGGUGCUAAAUAAGGGUUCCAAAAAUGGAUACUGCUUUAGGAGUUUCUGCUUUAUUCUUAAAAUACAUAUUUUUUUGCUUAGGUGUUGUAAAGAUAUUUUAACAAGAAUGUUUUUUUAAUGUAAAUAAGAUUGUGUCUUUAAUUUUUGUUUUAUCUCCUUUUUGUCUAUAUUGAAUAGUCUAAUUUUCAUUUUAUCCUUUUGAGAAGGACCCUCUUAUGACCUUCCUUGAAGACAUUUCAUUAAGUGUUGCUGCAUUUGAGAACGAAUCUACAACUGUUCAUUGUUUUGGAUUAAUGCUGCUGCUGCUAUAAGUAACCCUGAAAAUCAAGAAUGUGUGAUGCACUUUUUUUUUACAUGACCAUAUAGUUGCUCUGCAGAUAGUUGAACCCUCCUGUAACACAGCCACUAACUCUGCGGGUAGCAUAGGAACUGGGGGAGCUGGGGUGUAGGAGAGGGGUGUACCUGAUUUUGGUGCUGACCUACGGGAAUUUCUAUGCAAAAGCAAGCAAAGGAGAACUCUUAACUUGAGAGAACACUGUGCAUUUUUUUUUUUUCUUCUUUCCUUCCUUUUCUCAAGCUGCUAUUGGAAGGGUAGUACAAAUCCCUGAGGUUUUCAACUUCUCCUUCCUCGAUGGCUGGUGGUGUGGGAAAGAUGCCUGAGUAAUUUGUAAGGUAGAAAAAUCUCAAUCGACUAUUGUCUCGUCUCCGGUUUUAAUAUUUUUGUUUUCUGUUUGAAUCUAUCUACGGAAGGAAAUUGUUCAUCUCUGCAAAAAGAUCUUUUUAAUGCUUUAUCUCAAUGUGAAGUUAACCAGCAGUAUUAAAGAUUGCAAGGCCUCCUUCCUGCCCACAGCCCCGGUGUUGCGGUGUCAUAGGCUCCUUCUCCAGCUGCCCUCGGCUGCUGGGGAGCGGUCGGUGCCCGGAGUCAGAUGUUUUCCAAGAAAAAAAAAGCGAGGCCAGGCCAUCUACCCAGCCAAAACCUGACGGCUGAGGCGUGAAAGCCCACGGCUUAGGGAGUGGUGGAGAGAGGUCCUGCUGCAUCGAGGUGCUGCCACGGGGCACGGGCAGAUCCAGAACCUCUUGUCUUCAUGGGUCACACCUGGACCGCCACAGGGGGACGCGUACCGUGAAGGAGGAGUUUACUGGAGGGGGAAAAAAGGGAAUUUACUUGACUAUUUAUAGAAGAUCCUUUAGGAAAAUAAAGUACCUCUGUAAAGUGAGGGAAGAGUAAGGAAGGUCCAAAGUCAUGUAGGAAAAACGCUUGGGGAUUACAACUGCCUGGAAAAUAGUACCUAAAUAGCAUAGGCCAGAACUCUCUGCCUGUUUAAUUAGUUUAUUCAGCAUCAGGUUUUUUUUGGCCAGCGUUUGCUCUUUUACACACAGGCGUGUGUGUGUACAUCUGACUAAAUGUGCCUUGCAUGUGUGCUUAGUCUUUCUGAAGAGAGUUUGUAGUGGUGCGUGAGCUGCUGGGACGUGGCGUGGGAUGGCUGGGCUCCCGGCGGGCAGCACAAUGACCAUGCCCCAUCUACAGUCGAGGGUUCAUUAAUGUCCUGGUGACCCAUCGGAUGGAAAUGAGACUUGGACUCGAGCCUGCGUAGUGGCUGUCUUACAGUUUGGGGACGAUGUCCUGUGGGGUGGCACCUUUCCUUUGCUAGCACAAGCCGUUUUCUGUGACUUUGGAGGGGAGUGGGGGGGAGAGAAAGAGAAGCUGCUUUGCUGUUCUCCUGCGGACAAAAAUAAGCAUUGCCAUGCUUUGCCUGCAAAGCCCAAACAAGUGAAGGUCUGGAAGCGGCUUUGCUCUGGAGUUAGGGCUCUCUGUGGCACCGGGGAUCCCGUUACCCGGGGGAUUUAUUCCCUUCCAGGUUGUGGUUCUUGUUACUGUGGGGUUUUUUCAGUUUUUUUGUAAAGGAGAAGUAAACAACGCCGUGCUUAAAGUUAACAAAAUAGAAACGCUUAAGUUUGCAGUCAGUGACUCAGAAUACAAAGCUGUGCAAUUCUUGUUUCUUCAUCUCUCUCCCGACUCACUCGCCCCAAUGUGUGAUUCUGUCCGAGUCUUUCUGUACUUCUGCCACUGUAAAUGUGAAAGCUUGCUUGCAUUAUUUUUUAGAAAUGCAUUUUGCACACUCGGGUUUCGCUGAAGCUCCGUGAAAAGGUUAGUUUGAAGCAGAUGAAUAAAGCUAUGCACAUGUUUUGAAAGUUUAAUUUGUGUCUCAUUACCAGAAGUGACUUAUCUGCCCUCUUUUGCAUUCCUGUGCUGUCAUUGCCUGCAUUAUCUUCACCAUCUCGGAGGGUAUGAUGUAAGGUGACAGUUCUUUGCUGACAGCUGUAGCAGAAAACUGGCGCUUCUUGAUUAUUUUAGUAGCCUCUCUCUCUCCUUUGCUUUCUCUGUAUCUCUCUGUAUAGCUAUAUAAAUAUAUAUAUUAUUUUUUUAUUUUAAAGAGCCUACUUUAGUAAUUGAAUUGGAGGGAGCGGGGUGUGCUGGCUUGUGUUUCAGAUACACUUCAUACUGUCGGAUGAAUGAGUGCCCUUUUUUUCUCUGGUCGAGAGCGUGGCGGUGGUACCCACCGACAUUCCACCAGGUGUGCGAGCGGCAAGGGGGACAGGGAGCGCGUGGCCGGACCCCACGCGAAGCAGGUUUGAGGAGGGGAUGGAGAUCCGUCUGCUGCGUUGCAGGCUGGUGGCAUGGGCAAACUUGAGGCUUCUAGUGACAAAGUUAACUGAAGAGAAGCCCUGCUGUUGCGUAUUCCCACUGUGAGGUGGGAGGGACAGGCUUCCUCGCUGUCCCUGCUGCGGGAGCUGUAGUCCAUGGCCUGCUGGAGUGGAGGGCGGGCUCCCGCCGGUCUCUGGGGCGAGAGCUUUAUUUUAGUUGUGUUUUCAUGAGUUGGGUGCGUUGGGUUGCAGGUACCACCUUUGGAAACUUGUUGCUUAGCCCAGAGCCUUUGUGCAGGAGAGUCGGGAUUUUGUGGCGGGAGAAGGACCCUGACAGCUUUCUCCUCGUGUUCCCUUCGCCGUGGCAGAAAUUUGUACUAACUUGACAGCUUUUUUUCAUACAGAACAGGGCUGCUUUUCUAUCUACCAUCACACGUGUACUUACACACCUUCAGCGGCUUGCGAGCCUCUGAAGGUCCUCAACUUGUUUACUGGGGGGACGGAUGCCCCUCUCUUCCCCCCCUCCCCCUGAAUAUUUCAGUGUUAAGGGCGGUGCGAAACACAACCGCGCUCUUCGACUGCGAGCUGGGGCUGGAGAGGUCCUUCCAGGCGGAGCCGCCGGAGCCGUCUCCUGUCCUGUCCCCCCCCCCCCAUCGAUAAGUUCUCAUUUCGUUCGGUUUCCUGGUGUGUAUUAAAAUCGCCGCGAGGGGUUGUGCUCUACCUGCUCAGGAGCUGAAUUACCUCUGACCUGCAGAGAGGGGCAGCCCCUCUUUGUUGUCGAUGUUGUAGUGUGUGACCACACGAAUCGGUAAAGGUAGUCUUUGUUUUCUUCUCCCCUCCCCGGUAUUUCCAAUUAGGUUAAUGCACUCUGUGUGCCCAGCUGGAAACGUAGGCGUUUUCCCGGUCGUGAGAGGGUGGCUAGAAGAGUUAGUGUAAUACCUGCUGUAGCUGUGUCUGGCGCAGCCCCUUGCGCUGGUAUGGGUGAUGUCACGGACUGUAAGGAUAGGUAAUGUCCAUGAGCUGUAAUGGCAUGAUGUAUCUUUACCAAUGAUGUCAUACUUCACACUAAAUGUUUAAAAAAAAAAAAAAAAAAGUUACCUGAAAUUUUGUUUAUUCUGCACCAACAGGUCUUCAAAAUUUAUCCAAAUUUUAUUAUUUUAUCAGGAAAAAAAAGAAAUUUGUGUAGAUCGAAUACGUUAAGACAGACAAUAAGUGAUGUAAAUUGUUGAAUAAAAAUUUUAAAGUU
Messenger RNA from Harpia harpyja (harpy eagle), 11602 nucleotides. It is a transcript of the gene NUFIP2, whose product is annotated as nuclear FMR1 interacting protein 2. NCBI's taxonomy places the organism in Eukaryota, Metazoa, Chordata, Aves, Accipitriformes, Accipitridae. The transcript is spliced from 5 exons. Bases 630 to 2219 code for a protein of 529 amino acids. Gene Ontology annotation, molecular function: RNA binding. Gene Ontology annotation, cellular component: cytoplasmic stress granule; nucleoplasm. The record is from RefSeq and is a predicted model, not a curated record.